Lampris incognitus (smalleye Pacific opah) is the source of this 2688-nucleotide messenger RNA. It is a transcript of the gene ptgesl, whose product is annotated as prostaglandin E synthase 2-like. Gene Ontology annotation, molecular function: prostaglandin-E synthase activity. The record is from RefSeq and is a predicted model, not a curated record. The transcript is spliced from 8 exons. NCBI's taxonomy places the organism in Eukaryota, Metazoa, Chordata, Actinopteri, Lampriformes, Lampridae. Bases 1 to 1371 code for a protein of 456 amino acids. Gene Ontology annotation, cellular component: mitochondrion.
AUGACCUUCAUGGAGUCUGGAUCCACACAGUCGUACAAAUUUGCUUAUAAAGCUAACCACUCGGUUAUUAGGCGUUGCGAGCCGUUACAAGCCAGGGGUAGCGGUGAUUGGUCGGGAGGAAGGAGGGGGGCGGGGCUUGUGGCCGAGCUAGCCUUGGUGAACCGGCACGCUUGCAACGACGCUCUUGAACGUCUCCUACUGGUGCAUUGUGGGAGUUUAUGUAAAACGAAGAUGGCGGCCGCCUGCGCCAGGGUGCUCGGUAAGGUCGGCUGGCAGGUGCUGGAGUCUCCGUCGUGCCGGCCCGGCGGUAUUUCUGCCCUGGUCAGGAAUGCUUCGCUGCACGGCUCCAGGAGAGCGUGCGGUACCGGCGGGGCGGGCGGGUUCCGGUCCGGAGUGUUCCGCGCCGCUCCUCUGCGGGGAGGCGGCGGAGUGCUGAGCUGCGCCGUUCUGCUGGGAGGAGGACUCGGUUUGUAUCAGACCGUGAAGUUUUCUGUCCAGCGUCUUUUCGCUGAAGAGGAAACCAAGGCUCCCAGAGGUGGUCUUAAAUUGACCCUCUACCAGUACAAGACGUGUCCGUUCUGUAGCAAAGUGCGGGCCUUCUUGGAUUACCAUGGUCUGCCAUAUGAGAUUGUGGAAGUCAAUCCGGUGAUGAGGCAGGAAAUCAAGUGGUCAUCCUACAGGAAAGUGCCCAUCUUAAUGGUGAAUGAUGAAUUGCAACUGAAUGACUCAUCUGUCAUCAUCAGCUCCCUGAAGACCUAUUUAGUCAGCAAGGAGAAAACGGUGAUGCAGAUUCUCCAGUGCUACCCCGAAAUGAAGUCAAUAAACGACAGUGGGAAGGAGGUGACCGAAUAUAACAACAAAUACUGGCUGAUGCUGGACCAGGAUGAGACCCAGCAGCUGUACCUAGACAAAGACUCCCAGAAAGAGGAGAUGAAAUGGCGCGAGUGGGCCGACAGCUGGCUGGUCCAUCUCAUCUCCCCCAACGUGUACAGAACCACCGGCGAGGCCCUGGCCUCCUUCGAUUACAUUGUACGUGAGGGCAAGUUCAGCACCUUCGAGGGUUUCUUCGCCAAAUACGUUGGCGCUGCGGCCAUGUACAUCAUCUCCAAGAGGCUGAAGCGCCGACACAACCUCCAGGAUGACGUGAGACAGGAUCUCUACAAGGCUGUGAACAGCUGGGUGGCAGCCAUUGGCAAAAAGAAGAAGUUUAUGGGUGGGGAUCAUCCCAAUCUGGCAGACCUGGCAGUCUACGGGGUCCUGCGAGUGAUGGAGGGGCUCGAGGCGUUUGACGACAUGAUGGAGAACACCAAGGUCAAAUCCUGGUACCGGCACAUGGAGAGAGCCACGCUCAACCACAAGGGACGCAACUGAGGACACGCCGCAAAGUCCUGGGCUGUGACGGAGGUCAGAGUUCACCCAGACACUUCCAGCCUAGCAAAAAAAAAAGCAAAAAAAGCAAAAAAAACAAAAAAAGGACUCAACGGGCGAACUGUCGCCGGCACUCUGAAUCCAGACCACUGCCUUUCUUUGAUUUGCUGACAUCUCCUGAACCCAGUCAAGGGUUCAGGAGAUUUCAGAAAGGCCUUCGGUUUCAGUAGGGCCCUCACCACCCACCGCCUUCACUUCCUGCAAUCGACAAAUCUCCAAUGCAGUAAUUGUUUUGAAUGACUUAUCUGCAGACACAGACGGCUCUGCAAGACGCCACCUGACCAUGCUGCUCUGACACGCCUGCUUGAGCGUUCAUACAGACGUGCUCAAACGGAAAACGGAUCUACAGAUUACUAGACAUCUGGACAUCUGUGACGUGACCGUACUUCAGCCCAACAUGACCGCCCAGUCUCCACGCGGUGGACAAACUCCUCUGCUGUUCUUUAUUCAAACUGUUGAUCCUCAUAAAGAGGGUUCCUACAUAAGUCUGGAAGAGAGAUUUGAUCGUUCCCAGGUCCUGAAAACUUAAAAUGUCCAGGGAAGUACGGGGAAUUGGGCUGCAAUUCGGUCCCGAUACGUGACUAAAUAUUUGAGGUAGCCGUGACGUUUUGUCUCGUAGAAUAAUGUUCUGCUGUUGAACCAUAUGGCCAAGCUGAUGGUUCCAACGCUAUCAUACCAAAUUCCCAAAAUAAGGCUUGGAAAAGGUGAGGAACGUGUGUAGGAACCCUUCUAACUGGUUCAAAUCUCUUCUUUCCUGCUUCCUUCAGUAAGCCACUAGUCAGUUUGUGUUCAGCUUUGCUGCGUUAAUGUGACGGCGGCCAUUCAUUUGUGUCCGGCGUCUACGUCCCGACCGCUGGAGCCACAUCUUCUACCUGUACCAUGAAACGGUUUUGUUGCUCGGAUCUGAACCAUGUUAAUGGUGCCACGUGGAAAAAGGUCGACUACUUUAUUUAUUCCAGAUAAACGUCUUCAUAAUUUCUAGGAUUUAUCUAAACGCAAUAAAUAUUGGUAAGCUAAGCUCUGGAGGUUCUGUAGGUUUAAAAAAGAAACUGGUGUAUUACCAGUUUGGAUUUACCAGUAACACAAACUGUCAACUGCAGACGAAGUUCUGAACUAUUAAAGCUGCACUAACGUGCACACGUACAAAAAAUAAAAUGCAGUGAGAAAACAUCGGUCGCCUGUUUACUUGUGGACAUGCUCAUUUUAUCCAUUUUCCAGAUGAGGGACUGCGUUCUUCCCAAAGUCUGAAGAUGCGCAGAC